Molecule: messenger RNA, 1071 nt
Organism: Pipistrellus nathusii (Nathusius's pipistrelle)
Lineage: Eukaryota; Metazoa; Chordata; Mammalia; Chiroptera; Vespertilionidae
Source: the annotation of a GenBank genome assembly
AUGAGCCCCUGCGGGCGGGCCCGGCGGCAUUCGUCCCGAGGGGCCAUGGCUGUCCUGGCGUGCAAGUUCCCGCGGACCCGGCUGCCAGUGGGAGCCAGUGCCCUCUGCGUCGUGGUCCUCUGCUGGCUCUACAUCUUCCCGGUCUACCGGCUGCCCAGCGAGAAGGAGAUCGUGCAGGCAGUGCUGCAGCAGGGCACGGCGUGGAGGAGGAACCAGACGGCGGCCAGACUUUUCAGGAAACAGAUGGAGGACUGCUGUGACCCCGCCCAUCUCUUCGCUAUGACUAAAAUGAAUUCCCCCAUGGGGACGAGCAUGUGGUAUGAUGGGGAAUUUUUAUACUCCUUCACCAUCGACAAUUCAACUUAUUCUCUCUUCCCCCAGGCAACCCCAUUCCAGCUGCCCUUGAAGAAAUGUGCGGUGGUGGGAAAUGGUGGGAUUCUGAAGAAGAGUGGCUGUGGCCGUCAAAUAGAUGAAGCAAAUUUUGUCAUGCGAUGCAAUCUUCCUCCCUUGUCAAGUGAAUACACUAAAGAUGUUGGAUCUAAAAGUCAUCUAGUGACAGCUAACCCCAGCAUAAUUCGGCAAAGGUUUCAGAACCUGCUGUGGUCCAGAAAGACAUUUGUGGACAACAUGAAAAUUUAUAACCACAGCUACAUCUAUAUGCCUGCUUUUUCUAUGAAGACAGGAACAGAGCCUUCCCUCCGGGUUUAUUAUACACUGUCAGAUGUCGGUGCCAAUCAAACAGUGCUCUUUGCUAACCCAAACUUUCUGCGUAGCAUUGGAAAGUUCUGGAAAAGUAGGGGAAUUCAUGCCAAACGCCUGUCCACAGGACUCUUUCUGGUGAGCGCAGCCCUGGGCCUCUGUGAGGAGGUGGCCAUCUAUGGCUUCUGGCCCUUCUCUGUGAACAUGCGUGAGCAGCCCAUCAGCCACCACUACUAUGAUAACGUCCUGCCCUUUUCUGGCUUUCAUGCCAUGCCAGAGGAAUUUCUCCAACUCUGGUACCUUCAUAAAAUUGGUGCACUGAGAAUGCAGCUGGACCCGUGUGAGGACCCCUCCCUACAGCCCAUUUCCUAG